AUCACCCACUCCACACAUCACACAUACUGUCAUACAGCCCUCUCUGUUAUAUUGCUGUGAGAUUUAUCCUUUUAUCGUUUACUCUCUUUUCUCUGUUUUCUUUUGAAGAGAUUAUUAAGCCAAAAAAUGAUCCUUUUUUUUCUUAAGAACUUGAUAAUGAGUUGAACAAAAAAAAAAAAAAAAAAGAAGAAAAAGGAGGGAUCUUUGGGGAAAAAGGAAUAAGAAAAGGUUAAAAUCUUUGUUGGGUUGUUAUUUGAUUUUGGUUUAUGAUAUGAAUUGUGGGUUUGAGUGGUUCUUCAAAAGGAUCUGUUUUAAGCUUUUGGGUUUUUUUUUUGAGUGUUUAAAGAAGAGGGAAAUGGCUGGAAGUAAUGAAGUCAACUUCAAUGAGUGCAAGAUGGUGGUUCCCCUAAAUACAUGGGUCCUCAUCUCCAAUUUUAAGUUGGCUUACAAUCUUCUUCGUCGACCUGAUGGCACUUUCAAUCGUCACUUGGCAGAGUUUCUUGAUCGCAAAGUACCUGCUAAUGCAAACCCAGUUGACGGGGUUUUCUCAUUUGAUGUCCUCAUUGAUCGUGGUACAAGCCUCCUUAGUCGGAUUUAUAGGCCAGCUACUACUGAAGAGCCUCGGCCAAAUAUUGUUGAACUUGAGAAGCCUGUCACGGGUGAGGUUGUCCCUGUUAUAAUUUUCUUUCAUGGUGGAAGUUUUGCACAUUCCUCGGCAAAUAGUGCUAUAUAUGACACUCUGUGUCGGCGAUUGGUAGGUAUUUGUAAGGCUGUUGUGGUUUCUGUGAAUUAUCGACGGGCACCUGAAAAUAGAUAUCCAUGUGCUUAUGAUGAUGGGUGGACUGCUCUAAAGUGGGUUAACUCUAGAACGUGGCUUCAAAGUCAGAAAGAUUCAAAGGUUCAUAUAUAUUUGGCUGGGGAUAGCUCCGGUGGUAACAUUGUACACCAUGUUGCUGCACGAGCCGUGGAAUCAGGAAUUGAUGUAUUGGGGAAUAUAUUGCUCAAUCCAAUGUUUGGCGGACAAGAAAGAACAGAAUCUGAAAAGCGUUUAGAUGGGAAAUACUUUGUUACUCUACGAGACCGGGACUGGUACUGGAGAGCUUUUCUCCCUGAAGGUGAAAACAGGGACCAUCCUGCAUGUAACCCAUUUGGCCCUAAUGGUAGAAGUCUUGAAGGAAUCAAAUUUCCAAAGAGUCUUGUUGUGGUUGCUGGCUUGGAUCUUGUUCAGGAUUGGCAAUUGGCUUAUGUUGAAGGGCUCAAAAAAGCUGGCCAAGAGGUUACUCAUUUAUAUAUGGAACAGGCAACAAUUGGUUUUUACUUGUUGCCUAAUAACAACCACUUCCAUACUGUUAUGGGUGAGAUAAGUAAAUUUGUGAGUUUUAACUGUUAAUAGAAUUAACUUUACCUACAGGCAGCCAUAAAUGACUGGAGCUGGACGUUCACCUUAUGCUAAUUAAGAAGUUUGCAGUUUAUGAUUGUGUAGUAUUACUAAUUACUGUUGGUGUUAUUGGGCUCUGCGUUUUCCUGAUUUAUCGACUACCGAGCUUGAUUAUAUGAUGAAGAAGAGGUAUUUCAGCAUGUAGCUGGAUCAGGAUGUGUUCUGGCCUGCAUUCAAUCGCCUGGACUUGGGUGUUAUGGUUUGAUGAAGCUGUUAUGGCGGUUCGAGCCUUUUGACUAUGUUUAGCCGACCACUAAAUUUAAGAGCUACGGAUUCUGGCUUCUUGCCACAAAGGAGAAGAAGACAGGAAUAUAUGGAUAACAUUUGGUACCUGAUCAAGGGAUCGGUGCCUGGCUGAUAUUAUAUAAGCUAAUUUUAGAACAUGAAUUAGAAAGGUUCAAUGGUGGUGUGACCUUGUAUGUAUACAUAUGUAUUAGUAUAUAUAUAAAGAUGUUUGCUUAAAUCUGUCUUCUCCAUUGUCUUUCAGUUUUUCUUCCUCAAGUUUAAAUUUUAGUUUUUUGUUUUCUCUUCUUGUUUUCACGCUCUACUGGGCAAGUGUAAAUACAAACUAUAUUGUUCUAUAAUAUUGUCAUAUACACUCAAAGGCAGAGUCCUGAACUCUUGAUCACUGUAAUAGUUCAAAGUUACUGGUUUCCUGGAAACUUCUGAUAGCAAGAUUCUUCCUCUUGAAUUUGUAGUUUUUAACCAAAAAGAACAAGAAUAAACUCCUAACCUCAUCUUUCAAGUUGAAAAGGCUAGAGCUGUUAAAAAGAAGGGAGCAGUGCAGAUUCCAUGACACUGAAUUUAUGUUUGCUUGUUGUGGUGAAGGAUCAGGCUGUGUUGAUGAGCUAUACAAGCUUCUUGUUCAUGGGAUGUUUAUGUUCUACUCAGGAUUGCACAAACAAUAACUUCACAGCUUUUUGGCUUAUCCAUAUGUUUAAUCUUGGAAAAAGGUGGAUGAACCUUUUGCUGAAUGAUUGAUGAUAGAUUAGCAUGAACAUCUAAAAAACAAUAUCUGCCAAAUUUCACUCCCCAGAAGAUAAUUGUUUAGACUACUGAACGAGGAAUCAAAACGUGCGGCCAUUUCAUCCAUUAAUUCCAGCCAGGACAAAAGGGUAUCCAGACACUUUGAUAAAUGAUUGGAAGCAAAUUCUACCAGUCUAUUUUUUGCCCCAUAGCUUGAUUGAUUUGAUGCAUUCUUGUCAUUUCUUGAAUGCUUGUAAGGGAAGAGUAAUUUGGCGCUUGAAGCUCCAUAAAAUACAGAAAUUGGCUUGUUUUGAAAGGGGAAAACCUACAUAAUGGUGGUUGCAAUUUGGAUGCAUUAAAGGGGACCACUAGAGAAACACACACCAUCCUUUUUGUAAGCUGUUAGGAUUUGCUUUCAUAGUGCUAAAGGAAUAUUAGCAUAAUGUUAAAGAACAGCUAAGCUUUUGAUAAAGGCAUCAAACCUUGUCU
Molecule: messenger RNA, 2893 nt
Organism: Durio zibethinus
Lineage: Eukaryota; Viridiplantae; Streptophyta; Magnoliopsida; Malvales; Malvaceae
Product: gibberellin receptor GID1C-like
Biological process (GO): floral organ morphogenesis; raffinose family oligosaccharide biosynthetic process; positive regulation of gibberellic acid mediated signaling pathway
Cellular component (GO): nucleus; cytoplasm
Molecular function (GO): hydrolase activity; gibberellin binding
Source: RefSeq, a predicted model, not a curated record